GGACGGCGAGACCGACUGUUUUUGCUCUCUCUCUCUCUCUGUUCUUCCCUCUGCCUCCUUCACUCCCUCAGACGACUACCUCCUCAACUGUGGCUCUUCCUCCAACCGCAUCUUCAUUGGAGAUUCCGAUUCCAAUUCCGGGUCGGGUUUUGUCUCUACUGGCCGGUCCACCUCCAAACUCACCCUCUUCUUACAACACAGCAAGAGUUUUCACCACUGCUUCAAGCAUCAAGAAAAUCGGAACUCGCUUGGUAUGUUUUCGGCUCAGGGUUUUGAUUUGAGAGCAGCAAACUUUACCUUCCCUUUAAAGCUUUUAUUCAAUGAGUCUUCAGUCAUUUCACCUUGCAUCUGCUACACCAUCAUUUAUUUAUUUUUGCUCUUCUCAUUAGAUCUUAUUUGAGGAGGAGACUUGGCAUUUCAUUGACUCGGUUGUAAAAUCCCGGCAAGCGCAAGUUGGACAGCGUUUUGAAGUUCAAGUUUGAGGUCAUAAGCUUUUGUAUGGUGCAAUUUCUAGCGGUUCUAUUAAAAACCAAAGAACCAAGUCUUUACUUCUUUCGGGAAGCAUUGGUCAAAGCCGGGUCCACCUCAAAGCCACGUAAAGGGAGUGCUCAAGUUUGCAAUACUUUUACACCACAAAGAUUGUUAGACGACAAGAAGAAGCAGAAGAGAAUUCAAGCAUCGUUAAAAACACCACCGGUUUUGACUCUCAGAUGUUGUGUACUCCCUAAAAGCAUUCAACUUAUCGCAAAGCAUUUUGGCCUCCCUUCUCUUGACUCCUUUCAGAAAUUAGUGAUCAAGACAAGGAGCAUCGAGUUCAUGCCAUUCUAUCUUUCUCUUGAAACCUUGUUGAUGAGUCUUUCUUUCUCUGCAUACGGACUUUUCAGAGAGGAUCCAUUCAUAUAUGUUUGACGAAUCUGUGAAUGUCAAGCAGCUUGAGAGCAUAUUGUGACCCAUUUCAACUUCCACUAUCAGAUACCCUAUCCGCAGAAAAGCGCGAGCACGUUUUCUAGUCAAAAUCCAAUUUCACCAUGGGGAAGAACGACUU
Rosa chinensis is the source of this 1045-nucleotide messenger RNA. Its product is annotated as bidirectional sugar transporter SWEET3a-like. NCBI's taxonomy places the organism in Eukaryota, Viridiplantae, Streptophyta, Magnoliopsida, Rosales, Rosaceae. Gene Ontology annotation, cellular component: membrane. Bases 499 to 909 code for a protein of 136 amino acids. The transcript is spliced from 8 exons. The record is from RefSeq and is a predicted model, not a curated record.